Molecule: messenger RNA, 2041 nt
Organism: Cydia strobilella
Lineage: Eukaryota; Metazoa; Arthropoda; Insecta; Lepidoptera; Tortricidae
Gene: Sh3beta
Product: SH3 domain-binding glutamic acid-rich protein
Exons: 4
Coding region: 125-1123 (332 amino acids)
Cellular component (GO): cytoplasm
Source: RefSeq, a predicted model, not a curated record
UUCCCUUACUCUAUGGACACAUUUGGUGAAGUAAAACACGAAUGGCCAAGCCUAUUUUUUCGAUUUAGUGUUAUACGCUAUUGUUUUUUAUUAUUAUUUUAAUCCUAAAUAUCAAACUACAAUCAUGGUUGUUAAAAUAUACAUUAGUGGUAUUUCUGGAAACAAGGAGGUGAAGAAGAGACAACAGCGUGUUAUGAUGAUAAUGGAUUCUAAAAACAUUAAAUAUGACAUCAUUGACAUCACGGAACCGGGAAGGGAAGCGGAUAAAGACUUUAUGCAAAACAACUCUACAUCGAAUGGAGGGACCGUAAGCGACCCCAACCCGCGGUCCCCGCUGCCUCCGCAGAUCUUCAACGACAAGGAGUACUGCGGGGAUUAUGACCAGUUUGACCUGGCAAAUGAAGUGGAUACGCUGGAGGUAUUCUUGAAAGUGGAGCUUCCUCCAGAAGAGCCGCCAGCAGCAGAAGAAAAGGUUGUGAAUGGGGAUGCUCAGAAAACUGAAAAUGGAGAUAGUAAGGCCUCCAAGGAGAACUCACAGGAAAGGGAUACCAAAUCUGCAGAAAAAGAGGGUACUCCUGCACCAAAGGAAGGAUCACAAGAGAAAGAAACACCCCCACCCAAGGACGGAACUCCUUCAAAAGAAGGAACACCAGCACCUAAGUCUAAAGAAGGAACACCAGCACCUAAGUCUAAAGAAGGUACUCCUGCUCCCAAGUCUAAAGAAGGGACACCUGCCCCCAAGUCUAAAGAAGGUACACCAGCACCCAAGUCUAAAGAAGGUACACCAGCACCCAAGUCCAAGGAAGGUACACCCGCACCCAAGUCUAAAGAAGGUACUCCUGCCCCUAAGUCUAAAGAAGGUACACCUGCUGCAGAUGCCCCGAGGGAAGCUUCACAAGAAAGACAAUCUGUUGAAAAGGAGGCACCAGUUGAAGAAACAAAGGUGUCUGAUGUAGAGUCCGCAGUUAAAUCAGCAAAAUCCUCAAAAGAAAGUACACCGCAAAGGGAAAAUGGUUCUGUGGGGUCUCGCGAACAAUCUCAAGAUAAAGAUGAGGCUGUAGUAAAGAAGACUAACCCAUCUGAGGCUUUGAUCGAGAGUGAGCAGGCGGCCGCUGCGGAGUAAAUGACUGGUUAUAUUUACUGCUUCUCAGCUCAAAUUAAGCCCCUCUUAGCACUAAGCGAGCUUAUCCAUUAAGUCUAUUCUGUUAUUUAUGGUGCAUCAUUCACUUCUUUGGCAUAAUUAGUCAUUGUAUAUAAUGCGAAGAAGUUUUCGUUGAGAACUUGUGUUGUGGCGAUGUAUAGAGUAUCAUGUUAACAAUGAAGUGGCCUAUUAUCGUAAUCAUUAGAUUUAUAACUCAUUUUAAUGAAGUUAAACAUUAAGAUUUCUAUUUAACAAAUUUAUCCUUCAAUUAAGGCUUGUAUUAUUUUAAAGUAUUAAUAUUUCUUUUUUUAAUUUUUUACACAUUAACUAAAAAUGGAUUUGUAUUCAAAUUAAAAAAAUAUAUUUUAUUUACUGAUGUAAGUAUUUUACUAAUAAGAUUGAUCUUUUAUUAGGAUUUUAGGUAUAGUUAACGCUAUCUCUACUGAGCUCGUUCACUUACGUACUAACAAUGGCAUUCUGUUAAACAAAAGCCAUUAUUUCUUUUGUGUGAGCGCGUGCUGGCCUUUGUGCCUGAGGCUCACACACAAUGGCCACGCGCCCAAUCACAAAGGCCACGCGCUCACAUAAAAAAAAUAAUGGCUUUUGUUUAACAGAAUGCCAUUGUUAGUACAGGUAAGUGAACGAGCUCAGUAGAGAUAGCGUUAACUAUAUCGUUUUUGUAAGACAUCCUGCCGAUUUUUGAGUUCAUUCGUCUUGCCAUGAUUAUAUUGACGAUGACAUUUUGCUAGAGUAUUAAUUAAUGUAUUUAUAAAGUAAAUUUAAAUAAAUGCAGUGUUUAUUUUGCAAAAACUGUUCAUGACAAGUCUAUUUCAUUAAUGUUUUAUUAUUAAAGACAGUUUUUAACUAAUUUUUCAUAUGAAUUAUAUAAAUUACUAUAUA